AUGACAACAUCUCCUGCCAGACGGCCCACAAAGAGGAGGACACCGCGGAGGAGAGCCCCCAGAACCCCAACCCUUCCAGUAACAAUCCCUCCACCGGGAAGAACCGGAGGCGGAGGACGGCGUUCACCAGCGAGCAGCUCCUGGAACUGGAGAAGGAGUUCCACUGCAAGAAGUACCUGUCCCUCACCGAGCGCUCCCAGAUCGCACAUGCCCUCAAACUCAGCGAGGUGCAAGUGA
Messenger RNA from Staurois parvus, 237 nucleotides. The record is from the annotation of a GenBank genome assembly. Lineage: Eukaryota; Metazoa; Chordata; Amphibia; Anura; Ranidae.